This is a messenger RNA of Filobasidium floriforme, 1457 nucleotides long. RefSeq lists its product as uncharacterized. The coding region runs from base 108 to 1379 and encodes 423 amino acids. The transcript has 6 exons. NCBI's taxonomy places the organism in Eukaryota, Fungi, Basidiomycota, Tremellomycetes, Filobasidiales, Filobasidiaceae. Gene Ontology annotation, cellular component: membrane. The record is from RefSeq and is a predicted model, not a curated record.
GGUCAACGCCGAAGUACCACGUAACCCGUCCGUCGACCGCUCAACUUCUCGAAGCGACCCUUCGCCAGAAACAAUCCCGCUCAACUACACACACAAAGCUUUCCGAUAUGGCACCUACUCCCCAGGCAUUCGCUGGAAGUCUUUCCGGCAAGAACAAGGCUGAAAUCGUCGACAUCUUGAAAGCCCUUGACCAAGACACUACUGGUCUCAAGGCCGAGCUCGAAGAUAGGCUUGAGCAGUAUCUUCAAGACAACGAAGCUACUCUGAGGGAAGAUGGCCAGUUCAAAGGACUCUACGUCGCCAGGCGUAAACGUCGAUCUCCUCGAGACGAUUCGGCUACUCCAAGCGUCAGAGCUACCCCUAGCGCAAGGGGUACUCGAGCGUCUGAGGAUCUAGACGCUCUCAAGACCGCCACCGGCAACCUCGCCGGCAAGGCUUACGACGCCGCCGCUACUACUUACGAUCAGAGCGUACGACCGACUCUGUACAACGCCCUAGAGGAAGGUCAGGAAAUCGCUACCCGCAGCGCCAAACGGGUCUACAAGAAGGUCAAGGACGUCACCGGACUAGACGAAGAUUCGUUGCGCAUUCCGGACUCACCGACUCGAGCUCUUCGUUCUCAAGCUAGACCCAUCAUUGAGAAUGGGAUCCAAAGGGCGAGGCCUAUCGUCGAGGACGGGAUUCAGAAGGCCAGGCCGGUCGUCGAAGACGGGAUUCAGCAGGCCGAACACCUUCGCAAGAUGUCCGUUCGAUACUGGCGGGAGAACGGGAAGCGCGAGGCGAGGCAAGCGUUGCGUGACGUUCAAGCCCAUCUUUCGACCCCCGUCAACCUGAUCAAGACGAUGUUGUUCUUAGAGAUGGUCUACCUCCUUUACUGUCUCAUCCCCUGGCACCGGAAAGAGCUCCAGUUCCCGCCAUCAAAGUUCAGCUUUCAUGCAUGGGAUAGGUUCCUCUACGCCAUGUUCUGGUGGAUGCCCGAGAUCAAGCGAGGCUACUAUCUUCCCGAAUUGUUUGCAAUGUUUCGGCCCUCUAGUAACAACGCGGGUGCCGGGUUCGCGAUGUGGCUUAUCUACACCGUCAUUCCGCCGUUCCUCCUGAGCCACGUGAUCACCUUCUUGCCCCAAGAACCCGUCAAGGCUCCUGCUCGAAACACCCGCAGCGCAUCCCGAAACGCUUCGAUUGCGGCGCUUCCCGCUUGGGACCCCCUCGUGUUUUGCUUGAUCCGGCUCGCUCUCGUCGUUUUCCCCAUCACCUCGGCUUCACCUGACUUCUUCAGGUUUCAACUCGAGGCGAUUGGAAACCUCAGCGGACGAGCUUUAGUCACGGCCUUGACCGGAGGAUUCGUGCUUGCUCACAGGUUGGCCGCUCUCGCCGAGUGAACACCACUUUGCUAUCUUCAAUCAUUUACCUUCGCUCUUCGCUCCUCUUUGUUCCAAUCCGUCUGAAUGUAAAACCUG